Molecule: messenger RNA, 2166 nt
Organism: Pseudozyma hubeiensis SY62
Lineage: Eukaryota; Fungi; Basidiomycota; Ustilaginomycetes; Ustilaginales; Ustilaginaceae
Exons: 1
Coding region: 1-2166 (721 amino acids)
Biological process (GO): endocytic recycling; Golgi to vacuole transport; retrograde transport, endosome to Golgi
Cellular component (GO): GARP complex
Molecular function (GO): syntaxin binding
Source: RefSeq, a predicted model, not a curated record
AUGUCGGUCGACGACGCACGCGCGGAGCAACUCGCCUCCAAAGCCACCUCCGCCGCCUCCCUCACCGCCUCCAACUCGACCUCCAUCCAAUCCCUCUACUCCGCCUCGCUCCUCCACCGAUCCCAACAAGAACAGCAUCAGGACGAAACAUACCUCUCGCUGGCACCCACCUUCCUCUCGUUGCAUCAACAGGCGUCCUCCUCCAAACAGCUUCUCUCCUCGCUCGAGUCGUUCCUCUCCACCUUCCAAACGGAUCUUUCCGCUCUCUCGACGCACAUUUCUGCAUUGCAGAACACAUCGCAUCAGAUCGAUUCGAGAUUGGAUGCGACCAGGGAUGUCGAGGUGCAACUGGCACAGUUCCUGUCUGAGAUCGCGCUCAGCCCGAGGAUAGUCGAUCUCUUCUUCGAGAGCGAACCGGAGCAGAGGACCGAGUUGUGGCUGAAAGCGGUGAAACAGCUCGAGAGGGUGUUGGAGGCAACUUCUCCCUCGGCUGCGCUCUCAUUUACAUCAACGUCGACAGCGGGGGAUAUUCCGGCAGUGCAGGAAGUAAGGGCGGUGGCGGAAGCCUGCAAGAAUGUGGUGGCGUCCAAGCUGCGCACGUUUCUGGUAGCACCACAUGCGGCGAUCCGAGCAUCGGUCACGACAAACCUGCAAGUGCUGCAGACGAGCAUCCUGCUCAAACACCACAAGCCAUUCUAUGGGUUCCUGGCGAGGCAAGCACCGAGAGUGGCGAUCGACGUACAGCGGAGCUACAUCGUCGCUGCCAGACUGUACUUCGAAACCGCCUUUCGAAGGUACGCCCGUAGCCUGAGCACGAUACGCAAACGAUGGGUCGAAUCAUCUUCUGCAACACCGAUCAUCGAUUCCAUCCCGACGAAACCGGACUACGCUGCGACAGCCAUCACCGCCCUACAAUCGGGUAUGUCGGCGCUCUCCAAAGCAGCGACUCACUCCACAUCAACCCCCCACACCGCACCCUUCCCCACUCGCUCUGGCGUCAACACUCCACCUCCCUCCAAAGACGCCGAAACAGACACCACCAACCCUACCGAUCCAUGGCUUCACCCACCCACCCGUCUGCAGUACUCCCAACUCUAUAGCCACUCUUCCACCGUUCUCGGCUACCUCGCCGACGAGUCCGGGUUCAAGGCGUCUCCAGAAAACCUGUUUAGGAGUUUGUCGUUGGUGUUGAUGGAUAACGCGUGUUCGGAGUACUGCUUUCUGGUGAGGUUUUUCGAAGGGGCUGGUCAGCAGGAGGACGAGAUCCCCGUUGCGAAUGAAAAGGUCGGUGACGAUACGAUGGAUGAAAGUAUCAGUGUCAUCGAUACGGAGGCAGGUGGGGAGGAGGGUGUGGAAGCGACCGUGGUUCAGCUCAGUUCGGCGGAACAGCAACGCAUGCAGAGUCGUGGUGCUACCGAGGAGAUCUUCAAGCAGAUCUUUGAGCCUUCCAUCUCCACCUGGACGACCUUUUCGAAGUCGUUGCUUUCGGCUGCAUCGAGCGGUGGUGCGGGGUUGGCUGCUUCAGCUACGUCUGUCGUAUCCGGGAGCGUCGGGAGUGGUGUUGAGGGGGGUGGAAGUGUUAGCGGAUACUUUUCGUUGCUCAGUAUGAUUCGGUUGAACGAUUCCGUUCUAUCAGCUAUGGAAGGUAGAGGUAUACGCAGCGGGGUGGUGGAAUCUGCAUUGAUGGGGUUCAAGAUCACCUCCUACCCCAUCAUCAAGAAGUUCCUAGACGAUCAAAUCUCCUCUCUCUCCCUGCUCCUCUCUUCCCCUUCCUCCUCCUCCUCCUCCACUUCAAUGUGGUCAAUGAUCUCAUCCACCCUCACAUCCACCACCCCUCCACCUCUCACCCCCCACCUCAUCUCCACCAUCAUCAUCCGUUACACCUCCCUCCUCACCAAAACACUCUGGAUCCUCACCGACAACCCUGAUCAAGCCCUCCUCUCCUCCCUCCACCGUCUUCGUUCCCAACUCGAGAAAUCCAUCCUCACCUCCUCCUCCAAACCUACCGCAGACUGGUCGCUCAAACACAAACGUGAUGCAAUCCACCUGCUGAUCGACGCCAUCGAAUCAACUACCACUGCAGCAGGUACAGCCCUGGCGAGCAACGCCAAAGUGCAGAACGAAUUCGCCUUCUGGAACGAACGUCUUGCUUCACUUAGAUCGUAG